This is a messenger RNA of Cyprinus carpio (common carp), 5397 nucleotides long. Its product is annotated as protocadherin alpha-C2-like. Gene Ontology annotation, biological process: homophilic cell-cell adhesion. Gene Ontology annotation, molecular function: calcium ion binding. Lineage: Eukaryota; Metazoa; Chordata; Actinopteri; Cypriniformes; Cyprinidae. The record is from RefSeq and is a predicted model, not a curated record. Gene Ontology annotation, cellular component: plasma membrane.
AUCAUCAUAGUGAACUUUUUUGUAGCUUAGUAACUUUUUACUACCUUGUCAAGCAAAUAUGUGAUUUUAGUACAUGGAGCUUCACAUGCCAUUCCAAACGCCAUAGUAGCUAUCUGUAGGGCUUUGUGGUCUCAUAUUUUUUAGUUGUAUAAGCAAUUGUGCGUGUAUGUGUACAAACAGUCUACACACAGACAGUGAAACACUAAAUUGGAUUUACAAGCACAAAUCGUAGAUUUUUCUACGCUUUUAUUGAUGUUAAAAAGUACUAUUUAGACGUAUUUCAAUAUUUCAAACGUACAAAUCGCUACGUAUUUUUAGCUAAAAAACCGUAAAAAUAUUUACGUAGGAUUUGUAUCAUUAAGAUAUUCGUAUCAAUGCAUUUUUAGCAUUUUAUCCAUAAGCGAUUUAGAUUUUUAGAGCCCUUAACCUACCCCCAAACCUAACCUACCUAUUUUAUAGCGAAUAAAAAGGAUACAAAACACAACUGACCGAAAUAUGCAGGAAAAUAACCAUUUUAGUAACAAUAUAGCAUUAAAAUAUUUUUAUAGUCGCUAAUCCAAUUCAUACGUCUAAACCUAAACAUAACUAUUUCUAUACAGUAUAAGCCAAACAUGACCGACAGAUAAAUGCAAUUACAAUCAUUUAUUUAUUGCAAAAAUGUCAAAAGCAGUACCAGAAGUACUCCAAAUGACGAUGCGUUGCAGCCGCAGUCACAGUAGGUUUGUGUGAAGUGCAGAGCAGAAUUUAUGUUGUUAAUCGCUGAAAAUAGUAUCCAGAUUUUUUUUUCCCGAUCCACUCCGUGAACUCCUGAAGGCGCACGCACAUCAUUCAAACACACCUCACCAGAAACACAGCAUGUAGCAAUCUGUGACAAUUGCAGGGGAGAGCCAAUGAGCGUUCGAUUAUCCUGCUCCAAAACCUGUCGUUUGAAGCAACGCAACAUUUGAAUUUGUAAAGAGCACGUCAGUCAGUGCGGGCUUUGUUGUUUACGGUCACUGGACUCGCUGCUCGGGAUGGAGAUGAAGAUCGCCAAAUUAAAGGCAUGGAUUUGGGUCUGUUCCUCGCAGUCGUAUGGAUUUGGAAGAUUUGGAUUAAAGCGCACGAAUAAAAUUGUUUCAUUUCGUAAUUAUGUUGCGUUUUUGGUGUAUUUCAUAGUUCUUGGCAUGUCAGAGAAAACGCCUUUUGUGGCCCAUGGCAAAGUAAAUAUUACAGUAUAUGACAAGUAAAGGUUAAACGCUUGAAGAAAUGUUAUUUAUUGUAAGGUUUAAAAGUGAAGUAUUGUUUAACAUUAUUUAGGCCUAUUCUUGGAAAUGAGUUGGCAGCAGAAAUCACACAACAAAACGACGUUAUCAUUUUAUAUGAGUAAACGAGUAAACUAUUUAAUAAUGCAAUUGAUAAUAUAAUAGAUAAUAAAAUGUCAAUAUUAGUGAUUUCAAUAGGCCUAUUAAUAAGGAUUCCUUUUUAGGUGUCGUAAAUAAGUCAGUUUUCAAUAAACUAAUGCUUUAAACAUUUAGCAAAUUAAUUUCAACAGGAUUCUGGGUACACGUAAUAGCCUAAUUUAAGUGUGUUGCAAAUAUAUUCAAAGGAUCAAGUUCCAUUCAUAAAACAAGAACAAAAAAAGUUUUCUCAUGCUUUCUUUAACAUUAACCGUUUGCCCGAAUGUUUUAAUAACUAAUAUAGGAUUAACACAAAAUCAUUAGCUGUAUGCUGUACUGACUUACUGUAUUCUGAACUCCUGCGCGUUUGUUGUGCUUCUGUGUUGAUAUAGGUAUAGCUAACGCAGACUUCUUCAGACGAGCAAAGCUCUUUCGGUGUUAUCCUAAUUUACAAAACGUGGUUAUUCUUUUUAGUGAUGCUGUAUGUUUGUGUGGUUUCGCCACACAGAACCGCAGGUUCUCCGCGUGGUGUCACUGUAGACCGCUAAACUUUAAUAAUUUCCAUAUCGUCUGAACUCCUCCUACGAUUUCGCUGAGUGACGUGCUAUAACCGAGCGUCACAGUCUGGAUGCUUUUCUUGGCGUGUUUCCGUGAGUCAUUCUUCAUUGUGUUUACAGAGUUUUGAUGUUCUUUUGAUCACCUUUGUAUUGUUUUGAUCACGUUGCCAUCUCAAAGGGAAGGAUGGCAAACAGGAAGGACAUAAGGCUCCCACAUAUUACUUUCCUCUGGCUCGUGAUGUGUCUUUCAGUGACAGUGGAUGGUCAGAUUGUCUACUCCGUGUCCGAGGAAGUAAAUAUCGGAACUGUCGUCGGAAAUGUGGUGAAGGACAUGAAUUUAAACGUCCAGGAUCUGGAAUCGCGCGCAUUUCAGCUUGUAUUCGGCACGAGGACGAGGUAUUUUGAUGUGAAUCUGAAAUCUGGCGUCUUGUACGUUGCUGAAAGAAUUGACCGCGAGCAGCUAUGUCCUAAUACUCCAUCCUGUUCCUUAAAUUUUGAGGCGAUAGUAAACCAUCCUCUCAGUCUGAGUCGAGUGAUAGUUAAUGUUAAUGAUAUGAAUGACAAUUCUCCUGCAUUCCCUGUUGAAACUCAGAUUUUGAAUAUAUCUGAAUCAGUGCAGCCAGGAGCUAAAUUUUCCUUGAUCAGUGCAGUGGAUGAAGAUGUAGGAACUUUCUCUAUUAAAGGCUAUAAACUGAGUCCUAAUGAACAUUUCUCAUUAGAAGUAAACCAGGGUGGUGCACAUGGCAUGUCUGCAGAGCUAAUCCUUCGAAAAGCUUUAGAUAGAGAGAAAGAACCUGUAAUUCGACUAGUACUGACUUCUUUUGAUGGAGGGAAGCCAUCCAGGUCAGGCACAUUGCAAAUUAUUGUCAGUGUUUUAGAUAUCAAUGAUAAUGCUCCAGUGUUUAGCAGUCCUCUUUAUAAAGUCCGUGUGACCGAGAACACACCAAAAGGAACUAAGAUUAUCAAACUCAAUGCCACUGACAUGGAUGAAGGUCCAAAUGGGGAGGUAACAUAUUUAUUUAGCAGUCAUGGUCAGGAAAAAAAUCUUGAUGUAUUUGCAAUCAGCCCUGUUUCAGGAGAGCUCAAGGUAAAGGGAAAUAUUGAUUUUGAGGACAAAGCUUUUUAUGAACUUAGAAUAGAGGCCCAUGAUAAGGGGCUUUCCCCGAUGACGGUUAAUUGUAAAGUACUAAUUGAAGUCAUAGAUGUUAAUGACAAUGCACCAGAAAUAGUAAUAACAUCCCUACUGUCUUCUUUAAGUGAAGAUUCAAAAACUGGCACUGCUGUGGCUCUGGUCACAGUUUCCGAUAAGGAUAGUGGACUGAAUGGGAAAGUGAGUUGUAAACUGCUGGGAAAUGUACCUUUCAAACUUGAGUCUUCCUACAAGAAUUAUUACUCUGUUGUUUUGGAAGGCCAGCUUGACAGGGAAAACAUCUCAAAGUAUAAUGUAACCCUCAUAGCAGUUGAUGAAGGAACCCCACCGCUUUCCAGCACCAGUGUAGUUUAUGUUGAUGUUUCAGAUGUGAAUGACAAUCCUCCACAAUUUAACGGUAAAAUAAUUUCUGUCUAUGUAAAAGAAAACACUCCCCUGGGAACCCUCAUUUACACAGUGUCAGCAAUUGACAGAGAUUCCAAUGAAAACGCUGAAAUUUCUUAUUCCAUUGUAGAUAACCAAAAAAGCAUAAAUGCUGUUAGUGUUAACUCAUUGACAGGCCAGUUGUAUAACCUACAGUCUUUCAAUUUUGAAGAUCAGAAAACCCUUAGUUUCCAUGUUCAGGCUACCGACUCUGGUGUUCCUCCUCUGAGCAGUAAUGUGACUGUAAAUGUGUUUAUUCUGGAUGAGAAUGACAACAGUCCGGUUAUUUUACCACCUUAUUCUGAACCUGGAUCAGUUAAUAGUGAGAACAUUCCCUACUCUGCUGAAGCGGGAUACUUUGUAGCCAAGAUCAGAGCUGUUGAUGCUGACUCUGGAUAUAACGCACUUCUGUCUUAUCAUCUAACUGAACCCAAAGGAACGAAUCUCUUCCGCAUUGGAAGCAGCACUGGAGAAAUAAGGACUAAGAGGCAAAUGAGUGACAAUGACUUAAAAACUCACCCACUUCUUAUCACAGUGUCUGAUAAUGGAGAGCCAUCACUCUCAGCGACUAUGUCCAUGGAUGUUGUGGUUGUUGAGAGUCUGGAUGACAUAAAGACAUCGUUCAGAGAAGUCCCAAAUGAGGAGAGUUUUUCAGAUCUGAAUCUGUAUCUGCUCAUUGCUAUAAUCUCAGUAACAUUUAUUUUUUUACUGAGUCUAGUGGGUUUGAUAGCAGUUAAAUGCUACAGGACAGACGUCAGUUUCAGCAGGUACAGCGCUCCAGUUAUCAACACACAUCCAGAUGGAAGCUGGUCCUACUCUAAAUCGACACAACAAUAUGACGUUUGUUUUAGCUCAGACACAAUGAAGAGUGACAUGGUGGUUUUCCCUUCGCCAUUUCCGCCAGCAGAGACUGAACUGAUCAGCAUUCAUGGAGAAGAUACUUUUACACGAACCCAAACUCUUCCUACCACUGGGAAGCCCAAAGGACCAAAUGCUGACUGGCGUUACUCUGCGUCGUUGAGGGCAGGAGUGCAGAGUUCUGUGCAUAUGGAGGAGGCAUCAGCUGUGAUGCAGGGAGCGCAAGGCAUGCUGGUCCAGAACUGGCCCACAGUCUCCAGUGCAGCAGAUGGGGAGGGAGAGGGACAGCUGUCCCCUCCUGUUGGAGCUGGAAUCAACAGUAACAGCUGGAGCUUCCGCUACGGUGCAGGCCCCGGCUACGGUCCUCCACAAGCCCUGAAGCCAGGAGAGAUCCCCCCUGAAGCCUUCAUUAUUCCCGGUGCUCCUGCCAUCAUCUCCAUUCGGCAGGACCCAGGUGCCGUUGAUGAUAAGGGCGAGUUCAUCACCUUCGGAAAGAAAGAGGAGUCUAAGAAGAAGAAAAAGAAGAAGAAGGAAAAGAAGGACAAGAAGGAUAAAGGAAAAGAUGAUGGCGAGGAGUAACAAAUAACGUCCCACAACAAUAUUACAGCUAUCAGCUUAUGUUUGUAGCAAAUGCUGACAGAAAGAGAAAACCAAAAAUACUGAAAAUGUAAAGAGAAAAGUUCCUUCUAUAUACCUUAUUUACCAAUUCCAGUUGAAGAAAGAAGAGAAAUUACAAAUUAACAUGUGAACCUGUGACUCUGAUUGGCUAUUUUUCUAGUUCUGGUGCAGAAAUUAAUCAGCGAUGUCCAAGCCCACUCGCACCUUGCAAAUGACAUUUUCAACCAUGAUGAGGGAAGUCCCUCACCUCUUUUAAAAGGAUCAAAUUAAUCCAGUUAAACUGGAUAUGAACUCAUGCCAUACCAAGAGUUUUAUCUAACUCCAUCCCUGCCUUCCUCCCUCAAUGUCAAAUGGGGAAGAAACAACCACCCCUGGCUCUGUCUCACUCCUUGAUCUGCUGGAAACAAAACUUUAU